Vollenhovia emeryi is the source of this 1588-nucleotide messenger RNA. RefSeq names its product tRNA dimethylallyltransferase, mitochondrial. The coding region runs from base 34 to 1455 and encodes 473 amino acids. Gene Ontology annotation, molecular function: tRNA dimethylallyltransferase activity. Lineage: Eukaryota; Metazoa; Arthropoda; Insecta; Hymenoptera; Formicidae. Gene Ontology annotation, cellular component: mitochondrion. Gene Ontology annotation, biological process: tRNA modification. The record is from RefSeq and is a predicted model, not a curated record. The transcript has 9 exons.
GGCACGGCGCAUGCGCCCAGUGCCGCGCUCACGAUGGUCGAUCGCAACGAGGUGGUGAUGUCGCGCGUGCCAAUUUUGGUGAUCCUAGGCGCCACCGGGUCGGGAAAGUCACGGCUGGGCAUCGAGCUGGCGCGCCGCUUCUCCGGGGAGAUCAUCUCGGCCGACAGCAUGCAGGUGUACAAAGGCCUGGACAUCGUUACCGCGAAGGUGACCCCGGCGGAAAGAAAGGCGGCGCCGCAUCACAUGCUGGACAUCGUGGAUCCGCUGACCAACUUCUCCGUAAUCGACUUCAGGGACAUGGCCCUACCAAUCAUAGACAACCUGCUGGCCAGGAGGAAACUGCCGAUCGUCGUCGGUGGUACGAACUAUUACAUAGAAUCACUGCUAUGGGAGAUCCUUCUGACUGAUCCGAAAGAACCGUCGGUGCAAGUCGAUUCGGGCGCGACCAAUCCGAGCGCGUCGAUCGAGAACAGAUCGGACGACCGAUAUAAUGUACAAGUUGAUCGACUGAAUGACGGCGACGAUGACGAGACGGCGCCGAAGAAGUUGAAAUUCGACGCGAGAUUAUGCGACAGCAGCAACGAGGAGCUUCACCGAAGACUGAUGGAGGUCGAUCCGGAGAUGGCGAACAAAUUGCAUCCCAACAACAGGCGGAAAAUCAUAAGAUCUCUGGAGAUUUUCCACCAACAUGGAAAAACGCAUACCGAGCUUCUGAAAGUCCAACGCAGCGCCGGUGGCUGCGGAUUAGGGGGGCCUCUGAGAUACCCGAACUCCGUUAUCUUGUGGCUGCGCUGCAAUAAGAAGGUCCUCGAUAGCAGACUGAACGACAGGGUCGACGGCAUGAUGGAGGCCGGUUUGAUGCAGGAACUACUCGACUUUCAUCGCGCAUACAACGAGCAACGGAUUAAGUCCAACACGUCACCCGAUUACACGAAAGGCAUCUUCCAAACCAUCGGCUUCAAGGAGUUUCACACUUACCUCAUACAGUCCGAGGAGGAACGCGCGAGCGAAAAGGGGAAAAAAUUAAUGGAACAAGGAAUCGAUGAUUUAAAACUCGUCACUAGGAGAUACGCAAAGAGGCAAGAGAAAUGGGUGAUGAACAGACUGAUUCGGCGUGGUGAUCGACAGGUUCCCCCUGUUUAUUCUUUAGAUUGCACCGACGUGACAAACUGGGACAGUGGCGUCUUAGAACCUGCGACAGCAAUCAUUUCCGCAAUAUUGCACGGCGCAAAACCCAAACAGCGACCACUAAACGAGAAUUUUGAGAAUCAAAAGACCACCGAUAGUAGUACAAAUAUAUAUAAUUAUUGCAAGGUAUGUGAGAGAGUAUUUGUCGAAGAGAAUCAAUGGCAGAUUCACUUGAAAAGCGCGAAACAUAUGAGGGUCUUGAAAAAGAAGGAAAGAAUAGCUGCGAAUAUACAACCCCAGAAAAGUCACAAGCUGAUUAGCUCGUGACAAAUAUCAAUUUCGCUGUGACAUUGUACGAAUAUUUUUUGUGUUUACCAAGCCAUUAAAACUGUGAUUAUCUGCAUAUUUUGGUAAUAAUUAUCCUGUAAAUAAUUAUUUGAAAAUAAAGUUGAUUUUUUUU